Messenger RNA from Tachyglossus aculeatus (Australian echidna), 4592 nucleotides. It is a transcript of the gene SLC39A9, whose product is annotated as solute carrier family 39 member 9. NCBI's taxonomy places the organism in Eukaryota, Metazoa, Chordata, Mammalia, Monotremata, Tachyglossidae. Gene Ontology annotation, cellular component: membrane. Gene Ontology annotation, molecular function: metal ion transmembrane transporter activity. The coding region runs from base 237 to 1196 and encodes 319 amino acids. Gene Ontology annotation, biological process: zinc ion transport; transmembrane transport. The record is from RefSeq and is a predicted model, not a curated record. The transcript is spliced from 7 exons.
AGCCCGCCCUCCGCCAUUGACCCGGCUUCUCCUCAGGACGACGGGCCGCGUCUCUUCUUCAUCGUCGCCAUCAUCUCCCUCGGUGACCCCAGAGCCGUUUCCAGGGCGACCGUUCGGAUGAAGCCCCCCAUCCCCACCACCCUGGGCCCGGGCCUAGCGUGAGGGAAGGCCCGCAAGAUGGGGGAAGUCGAGGCCUGAAUUCCCCCCCGACUGACGGACAACCAAGCGGGGGCAACAUGGAUGAUUUCAGCUCCAUCAGCCUCCUGUCCCUGGCCAUGCUGGUGGGCUGUUACGUGGCGGGCAUCAUCCCCUUGGCCGUGAAUUUCUCAGAGGAGAGACUGAAGCUGGUGACCGUCCUGGGCGCCGGGCUCCUGUGUGGGACCGCACUGGCCGUCAUCGUUCCCGAAGGAGUGCACGCCCUCUACGAAGAUAUUCUGGAGGGGAAGACACACCAGGCCAGCGAAGGGCAGAAGGCGAUGGCGUCGGACGGAGCGGCGGAGAUGUCCGUGGUCCAGGAGGCGGAGCCCGGGCCCGGGCCCGGCCACCAGCACGGCCCCGAGGACGGCCACGACCACGCGCAGCUGCACGCCUACAUCGGCGUCUCCCUCGUCCUGGGCUUCGUCUUCAUGCUGCUCGUCGACCAGAUCGGGAGCUCCCACGUCCACGCCGCCGACGAUCCAGAAGCUGCAAGACCCGGCAGUUCCAAAAUCACCACCACCCUGGGCCUCGUCGUCCACGCCGCAGCUGAUGGAGUGGCUUUGGGAGCAGCGGCUUCUACAUCGCAGACCAGCGUCCAGCUGAUCGUAUUCGUGGCAAUCAUGCUACACAAAGCGCCCGCGGCCUUUGGGUUGGUCUCCUUCCUGAUGCACGCCGGACUGGAGCGGAACCGAAUCAGGAAGCACCUGCUGGUCUUUGCCCUGGCCGCCCCUGUCCUGUCGAUGGUGACGUACCUCGGGCUGAGCAAGAGCAGCAAAGAAGCCCUCUCGGAAGUAAACGCCACGGGGGUGGCCAUGCUCUUCUCGGCCGGGACGUUCCUCUACGUGGCCACGGUGCACGUCCUUCCGGAGGUGGGCGGCACGGGGCACAGCCACAGACCCGACGCCGCUGGGGGGAAAGGACUCAGCCGCCUGGAGGUGGCCGCCCUGGUCCUGGGCUGCCUCAUCCCCCUCGUCCUGUCCAUCGGGCACCAACAUUAACCGUCCGGGAAUCACCGCCUCUCCCCCCGCCCGGACUAGGGUGGGCAGCGACCUUCGGCUCCACGGCGGCUCCCCGGUUUCCGGCAGAAUCUCCAGAGUCCCAAGGGACUUGAACAGCCCGGAGUCCUGGAAGCGUUCGUAGUCUAGAAACCUGGCGGUUGCAGUCGGAUAAAUCCAUCCUCGAUGGCCGGGGGAGGGAGGGGACUUUUUAGGAGCCGUUGGGAUAGCGGUGCGACUCUUUCCCUAUUCUCAGGGAAGGUGGGAUGUGGGUUCCUAGGAAGGGAAGCGCGUCGGAACUUGGGUACUCCCCGGGACGUGGAAAGUCCGGCAUUCUGCCAUUUGGCCUCCUGCCUCCUCUCUGUGUCCGGAAACUUCCUUUUCCAUAAGGUGAGGGGGUCUCCCGCGUCACCCGCCCCUCUGUUUUGAACACGGUCUCUGCCCUCUGACGGGGACCGGGCACCUCGGCCCUUCUGCGCGGGUUCGGAAGGCCACAGCGAGCCUUGUGCACCCAUUUUUUUUUUUAAACGUUUGGGUUUUCUGGAGGGAGAGGGUCAGGAGAAGCAGAUGGGACCGCGGAGAGAGCAAGCUCCCAGGAUAUUCCUCUUCUCCGCGACGCUCCGGAAAAAUCCCCGUUAUCACCAUCUUGGAGCCGGUUCCGGCCCGGGCCGGCCCUCAGCGGCCCCGAUUCUCCCCAGAGCAUCUUUCGGAAGAUGGGGCGGGGGACCGGGUUGGAGCUUUUAAAAGUUACCGUUGGAAACUGAGGAAAGACACCUCUACAGCCCUUUUGUCCGGAAGCACUACUGAGUUCCGUGUCGUCUUUAAAGACAAAAGUAUUAAUGUGAGCGGAGCGACAGUUCCAACGGCAAACCCUCCCUCGUCGUAUCCUAGGUUGUGCUUGAGGAUGAGGAGGUGUGUUGGUAAGGGAAGUCUGAACGCUAAUCUAAAAAAAAAAAAAAAGUCAUUUUCCUGGCAGUUGGAAGCCGGUUGAAAAGACGUCGCUUGGGACGUUACCGUCUUUUUCCUGCUUUUCCUCUAGGGCACUUGUGCCCCUGGCUUUCCCUGACCCUCCACCCUUUCAACGUGCUGAUGAAACUCUCUGGCCCUCCAUAACAACCUUUGCAUUGCCGUACGUCAUUCCUCCCUUCCCCUCACAAGACAGCCCCUUCCCAUUUAAGUGCUGACUGUUGUUUUUUUCCCUUCCCAAUUACUUAUCAGAUCUCACUUCCCUGUGCAGGGGGGGUGGCGGUAAUUAAUACUGUUUUGUGGGAUGAGCAGAAAUCAUUAGUGACAGGCCAACAGGGUGCAUUUUCCCCCACAGAUUUUCUGUUUAAGCUGUCCCCCUUCCCGUCGAAUAACCAAUCGGCUAAGUGUACUAUCGCACGCUCGGUUUCAAUUUUAUUUUAUUGUGCCACCUGGAGACAUGUUGUCAGAUAAAGGGGCCCAAGUGUGUUUUUUCAGGUGGAUUUUUUUCAUCUCGCCCUUGCCGUCCGGCCCUACGUAUUUUUUGGACCUCCAGCCCCAGCCGGCUCACACAGUUCAUCGACAGAAAAAGGAUUCCCCACCCCUCUGCCGGUGACAGGCCAAAGAAGCCCCGCAGCAGACGGCUUUACCGAUAGCUUCCCGCUCUGGCGACAGUCGAUCGUAUUUCAGCGAUCCUAGAUGUCCUUGUAACGGUAAAGGCGGGAGAGACGAUAGAGCUUUGCCCACAGCGGUCUCGUCCUCGCCGGUGACUUUGGCUCCUUGAGAUGUUUUCCUAGUUGGCGUGUUUGCCGUCAGAGAGCAGGGGUCGGGCCUUUGGUUUGGAUGCGGGUCCUCCCUGCCCCGCGGGGUCAGAAAACCAUUCCCCCCGCAAUUAGCCAAAGUCCCUUCGUUGUGCCUUGCCGACGUGGGUGAGGGUUUGAUCCGUGCCUCCCUCCGCGGGGCUCGGGCCCUUGUCCGGGAUGAGACCCCUCCACCCUCCGGAGCUUCAGCCCCGGAUAUUACGAUCCUCCAGCCCGGCGUCGUGGGUAAGAAACGGCCGUCGGAAGCGUGUCUGGCUCAGACGCCUCUGAAUUGUCAGGAAGUGAACAGUCAAGGCCCAAACUUGAGGGAAGAGGACGGCGACUGUCGGUUAAGCGUAACGGUACUUUCAUUGGCCCUGACUGUAUCAGUGCCACACUGCAGAGCCAAACGGUUGCCACCCACGAACUGCUGGCCCCAUUAGGCAUGAAAUUUGGGGCAACGGUUGCGAGGCUUAACUUAAUUCAAUGGAAAGCAUUAUUCUCCUCCAACGAACAGUCACGCAAAGAGUGCGGCUUCCAGUCCUUAAAGAGGCACGCUCCUCAGAUUCUGGUUUGAAAAUACCACGGAGACAUCCUCUCCCCUCCCUGCAGGGCCUCCGUUUCAAGUGUUCAGAGGCACAGAAGGUUCGGGUAUAAUUUGGUUCAUCCGCUGCCUCUCUGUGGCCAAAAGUUCUGCGCUGUAGGAGUAGAGAGUCAGAAACGGCCCCACCGUCAGGGGCUAUUAUUCGUUCUUCCCCUUCUCCCCCUCCUCCCCCACCAAAAUCCUUCCUCAACCCCAAACUUCACAACCAAACCUGUUCAAGUCAUCAGCCAACAGUUCCUGGGUUCUCAGUCACUCAGUGGAACAUCAAGGGGACGCCUUGAAGGAUCAGAGUAUCCCUCCCGCCCCCCACGCUUCAUCCGCCUGCUUUCUCUUCACCCGACGGGGAACAACCGAGCAUCCCACCGGCAUCAGAAUCUGUCAAGCAGCCGAAAUGCGUUCGCCGCCACGUCCCGAGCACAGGAGCCCAACGUCGCCCCGCCGACCCCAACUGAGCCCUUUCCUUCCGAGUGUCUCCAAGCCUAGGGGGUCUCCUGAGAUGGUCCGGAAAGCGCCUGCCUUUGUUCGGGAUGGCUACCCGGGGGUGUUCUCCGGGGUUGCCUUCCCACAACCUCCCGGAGCCGGGAAAUUUGGACUUGGAAACCAAUUAUCGACGUUUCCCCUUUUGUUCCUCAGACUUCUCCGUCAACCUUUACAGUCCCGGAAGAAGAGUAUGAAUCAUGGAAAGGAAAAUCCCCCACCCUUCGGGAAUUCUCCGUGCCCAGCCUGACACGGGCGGGGGGCUUUACCACGGGGAGGUCAACUCUGGGGGGGCUUCAGGGCGGUAUCGCCCACAAAGCUGGCCACUCCUCGGAGGCGGUGUCGCCGUACCCCCGAAUCCCAACGGAUCGAACGAUGAUUUUAAAGUCCCUUUUUUUAUUUUUUUCCUGGAUUGUUUGUAUACAUGAAAUCAUUCCACAGAUGGCUGCCUGCCUUAUUGUUUCGUUCCUUUACACUUUGUGAAUUGAUUUAAAGAGAAAAACCAUUGCACCUUCUGAUUGGUUUUAUCACAUUAAAUUUUUAUUGGGCUCUGCA